Molecule: messenger RNA, 2484 nt
Organism: Euleptes europaea (tarantolino)
Lineage: Eukaryota; Metazoa; Chordata; Lepidosauria; Squamata; Sphaerodactylidae
Gene: DNAI4
Product: dynein axonemal intermediate chain 4
Exons: 17
Coding region: 1-2484 (827 amino acids)
Biological process (GO): cilium movement
Cellular component (GO): axonemal dynein complex
Molecular function (GO): dynein light chain binding; dynein heavy chain binding
Source: RefSeq, a predicted model, not a curated record
AUGUCCAGCAAUAUCAUACACAAUGCCAACCAUGGUAACAAGGGCAGGAAACAAAGCAUUAUCAUCAAUACGAACGUAAAAGACCAAAAUGUGGGAAGGAAGUUAACAUCAUCAACAAUUUCAACUAGGAAAAUGAGUUACACUAGCACUGCCCAAGCCAGCAAAGGGGGAACGUUGGCUCGAAGGAGCAUUGUGAUUUCAGAUGGGAAGAAUGUGGACAAGGGAUCAUUUGCAAGCAAUAAACAUUUUAUCCAGGUUUUUGAUGAGCAAGGAAAAGAUGUCACACCUCGUCCCCUUUACCACCCGGACGCAAGUUCUGGCAUGCACAGACAAAGCAGAAUCUUAUCAGUACAUGAUUUUGCUGGGUUGACUCAAACAGACUUCCUAUCUUCCUUCUCUGUACUUCAUACGUCUGGAACUAGUAUUAGCUUAGCAGGACCAUUCUCCAGGACUUAUGGUAGCAUCAGUAUUACUAAGUCAACCACUUCUGCAGAAUCAAUGACGGAAGAAAUAGUAGAACCUGGAUCUAGACGAGAAACAAUGACUAGUUUAAUAGAUGUUCAAGUCCGGCGAGAGGAAGCGCAGGAACCACUGACAAAAGAAGAACUGGAAAAGGUUGUUGAUAUUUAUCUCACAGAGACCGAAACCAUUUGGAUGUUUGACAUGCCAACUAUCAUGGUAUCUUCAGAAGCUGAAGAAGCUGAUAAAGUGAGGCACCAGAAUAUAGCUUACAUGGAACUCUGUAAAAACAGAGUUGGCAAUGACCGCUAUACUGACCGGAUGAUGCAAACACUGAAUGGAGCACCGAAGAUCAAGGAGGUGCAGUGUGACAAAAUCAUCAUGGCUGACAAAGAGAUAAUGGCCACCAACUGGGAUUUAUAUGAUUCCUUUAGUGCUUUGGAGACAGAGGAUACAGAAAAAACUACCGGACCCAUAAGCUUGACUAUCAGUAAAUCAGCUGUGAAAGAACAUGAUAAAAUCACAUCUUCAGCUUCUCAUGACAGAGCAAGCAUCACAUCAAGCUCUAUAAUUGAUCUUGAAAGUGUAAUUCUCUCCCAGAUACAUGAAGAGGAAGAGGACCGCUCAGAAGCUAUAUUGAAAUCUGAAAAAUUUCAGCAAGAUUUAUUUUAUAUGGAGAGAGUUCUAAUGGAGAAUAUUUUUCAGCCUAAACUUGCAUCUUACCGGCAGCUUCCUGUCAUCAUAGAGCCAGAUGUCAAAUCUGAAAGUAUUAUACUUGGCUCUGAUGAAGAAUCAGAAAAGCAGGAGGAAGAGGAAGAAAUGAUGGAAGAGGUGGAACCCGUAGUGUCUUCCUCACUGUUACUAGAACUAGGUGAAACAGUAAAAGAGAUCCCACCACCCUUUUUAGAGCCCUUGUGGUCUUAUGGAUGUUAUCUGACUAAAGGAAACAAUGUCACCUGCAUGGCUUGGAACAAACUGAACCCUGACCUUUUGGCUGUUGGUUAUGGGACAUUCCGUUUUAAAGAGCAGAAGACAGGCUUGGCUUGCUGCUGGUCCCUGAAGAACCCAACGUGGCCAGAGCGCAUCUACCAGUGCAGUUAUGGGGUAACUGCCUUGGAUUUUUCUCUCGCUAAUCCAAACCUCCUAGCAGUCGGGAUGUUCAAUGGGACAAUUGCAAUCUACAAUGUUCAGGCUCAUCUUUCUACUUCAGUUUUAGAUACCAGUGAAUCUUUUGACAAACACUUAGGCCCGGUGUGGCAGCUGAAGUGGGUGGAGCAGGACAGGGGUACUACAGGAGAAGACAAAGGAGAGAUAUUAGUGUCCAUAUCAGCUGACGGCAGAGUCACAAAGUGGUUUAUUCGAAAAGGCCUAAGUUGCACAGACCUAAUGAAACUAAAGCGAACUGCAAGUGAAAAGAAAAAAAUGGGAGCAGAAAAGAAAAGCGAAGCAUUGAUAUGCCGACAAGCUCCUGGACUGUGCUUUGACUUCCACCCAAAGGACACUAAUAUAUACCUUGCUGGAACUGAAGAAGGCUAUAUUCACAGAUGCUCUUGCUCUUACAAUGAGCAGUACCUGGAGACUUAUAGAGGACACAAAGGUCCUGUGUACAGGAUAGCGUGGAAUCCAUUCAGCACCGAAGUUUUUCUGAGUUGCUCUGCAGACUGGAGCAUUAUGUUGUGGCGCCAAGAUUCCAUUCGCCCCCUUUUAAGUUUCAGUACCACAGCCAAUGUUAUUUAUGACAUCAUGUGGUCUCCCAAGUCAGCAUUUGUGUUUGCAGCAGUGAAUGAAAUUAGAGUGGAAAUCUGGGAUCUCAGUGUCAGCUCACUGGAUCCCGUGAUUGUGAAUUCUGCCAUUGGAAAUUUGAAAUUCACCUCUGUACUUUUUGCUAAAAGUGUAGACUGUGUUCUGAUUGGGGACAGUGAUGGAUUAGUCACUGUGCAUGCACUAAGAAAUAUGACAGCUGCAGAUAGCAAGAAGGUGGAUGCUUUGCAUGAUAUCAUUGGCUCUCAUCUGGUCAGUCAGUAG